GGUUCAGUGACGGCUCUAGCCCGGCCCUGGCCCAUCGGGUAGGGGAGGAGGGCGCCGGCGAGCGCGCGUUGCCUGAGCCGGCCCGGGAGCGGUCGAGCAGAGUGCGAGGCGGCGGCGGCGCGAUGGCUCCGGCCGGGGACCGCGAAGGCUACUGGGGGCCGACGACCUCCACUUUGGACUGGUGUGAGGAGAACUAUGUGGUGACGGUGUUCAUCGCUGAGUUCUGGAAUACAGUGAGUAACCUGAUUAUGAUCAUACCUCCAUUUUUUGGUGCAAUUCAGAGCAUUAGAGAUGGACUGGAAAAGCGGUACAUUGCUGCUUAUUUGGCACUCAUGGUGGUAGGAACAGGAUCCUGGUGUUUCCACAUGACUCUGAAAUAUGAGAUGCAGUUACUGGAUGAACUCCCCAUGAUUUACAGUUGCUGCAUAUUUGUAUACUGCAUGUUUGAAUGUUUCAAGACAAAGAACUCAUUAAACUACCACCUGCUUUUUACCCUAGUUCUAUUCAGUUUAAUAGUAACCACGAUUUACCUAAAAGUAAAAGAGCCCAUAUUUCAUCAGGUCAUGUAUGGAAUGUUGGUCUUUAUAUUAGUCCUCCGUUCUAUUUAUAUUGUUACAUGGGUUUAUCCAUGGCUUAGAGGACUAGGCUAUACAUCCUUGACUAUCUUUUUAUUGGGAUUUUUAUUGUGGAAUGUAGAUAACAUCUUUUGUGAUUCACUGAGGAACUUUCGAAAGAGAGUGCACCCUCUCUUAGGUGUUACAACACAGUUUCAUGCAUGGUGGCAUAUUUUAACUGGCCUGGGUUCUUAUCUUCACAUCCUUUUCAGUUUAUAUACAAGAACACUUUACCUGAGGUACAGGCCAAAAGUGAAGUUUCUCUUUGGAAUCUGGCCAGUGAUCAUGUUUGAACCUCAGAGGAAGCACUGAUGAAUUGUUUUACCAAGAAAACACAAAGCACCUACUGUGGUUCUGGCGAGAUGGUCAAGAAAUCCCCAAAGACUUGUCCAUUCAAAGACAACAUGCCCAUCAAAAGAGAGGAAUGACUCAGCUACACAGAGAAUGAGCAAUUGGUCUAUUGGGUGUUUAUCUCCUGGCUUUAUCUCAUUUGUUCUGGACCUAAGAUGCUUACAGAGAAACAGAUAGUGUAUAUUUAUAUUCUAGAAUGGUGGAAAGGUUGGGCUUUUCUUAACACGUUAACAGUUUGCGCUGGUCAUUUAUGGAAAAUUAAUAUUUUUUAUUUUUUUACAAGAGUAGCAUAUUAAUUAUACCUUUAUUAAUUUUGAUUAAAUAUUGAACAAAGUCAUUAAGGACUGGCAAAAUCCAAAAUCCAGAUGGUUGAUUGUGAGCCAGCACUUAGUUGUGUCAGCUUUGACUUAGAACGUCACAGAUGGUUUUCCAAUAUUAUAAAGAAGGGGAAGUCCUGGCUGUGGGUUUCUAGGUGGCUCCUCACUGUCUGCCUUGGUGCUAGCUGGAGUGCUAUAAGCAAACUCCGACCUGCCAGUGAGUGGGCUCUGUUCUCAUUACCUCCAAGAAUUUGUCUUGGGCUUUGUGGCAAUAGCCAAUCCAAGGGGUGGGCCGUGUAACAUCCCCUCAGAAGCUCUCUAUGGCACCUGUGGAACGUGGCCCCUCUCACCAGUUUAACGCUCGUGUUUUGCUUUCUUUGAUCUUCAAAUUAUUCUUUUUGUGUCUAGCAAAAUUAACUGGUGGUCUAGCCUACCCAUAUUCUGUAUGCCAGCAUAGUUUAAGUAAAGUUAUCAGGGAAAGUUGUAAAAUUUUCACUUUUUGCAUUAUGUAGUAUUUUCCAGUUCUCAGAGAAGUCAAGGCUAUACCCUGGCACAUAAGUUAACUAGAAGUAAAAUGGUCAGGACUGUUCUGCAUGAACUGUACUAAAAUAUUUACUCCUUCAUUUUUUGAGGAGAAGAAAUACAAGGGUUGAAACAGUGCUGACUUGUAACGUUUGCAACAUCUAGACUUAGAGUACUAAGUAAUAGCAGUAAAAUCUCAUUGUGAGGCAAACGGCUCCAGUUUGGAUUUGAGUCUAUAAGAAAUUGAAUUGAUUCUCACAAACAGUAAAUGAAGAAUCAUAUAUCUAUUAACUACAUCCUGAGCUAUGGCUUCAAAAGAAAAGUAGGUUGGUUUUGUUUUUUUUUUUUUGUUUUGUUUUGUUUUUUUGUUUUUUUUUUUCAUGUAAAAUUGGUUUUUAAAAAACUUCUCAUUUUUUUUUCAAUCUUCAAUCUGAGUAGUCUUAGCCUAGCAGGGUGAUGCAUGCCUUUAAUCCAAGCACUCAAAAGGCAAAGGUAGGCAGACCUCUGUGAAUUUAAGGCCAGCCUGGCCUAACAUAGUUCCAGGCCAGGCAGGGGUACAUAGUGAAACUGUGUCUCAAAAAUAAAGAAAGAAAGGAAGAAAAAAAAGGUUUGAUUCGUUAAGUAGCCUUGGUAUAUUUUUAAAACAAAAAAUGUUUCCUUUGCUCACUGGCAUUUUUAAAGCCCAAGUACUAGUUUCCUUCCUUUAGCAUCCCGGAUGGCCAUUAAACAAACACACCUUUUAGGAAAGCAAGACACACCAAACAUAAACCUAAAAGAACCUAAGUUGUACUUCCAUUACAGGUGUGGAUCAGAGUCCACAAUACAUGCAGUGAGAUUCCAAGGUUCUUGUGUCCUGGAACAAGAACUGGACCAGGGACAUAUGGGUAGUGAUAGAAAUAGAGACCUUUUAUUAGGAUAAAAGAAAAAUGUUCCCCAGAAUGGGAGUGGGUCCAAAGACUGGGAAGGGUGUCCACGGCCCUGGCCAAGAGAAACUCCACCCUUUAUAGGCCAUUUCCAUACCCUCCAUCUUUUCUGCAAUUAGAGAAGGUAGGGCUUUCUAAAGCACAUUGUUUUGUUAUGCAUAGGGGUUCACUCCUUCUUUUUUUUUCUUUUUUCUUUUUUUUUUUUUUUUUUUUGAGGAGAAGAAAUACAAGGGUUGAAGCAGUGCUAACUUGUAACUUUUGCAACAUCUAGGACUUAGAGUACUAAGUAAUAGCAGUAAAAUCUCAUUGUGAGGCAAAUUUGUAUUUGAGUGUAUAAGAAACCAGUCUUCCUUUAGGUUGGUUUUUGUUUGUUGGCCUCUAGAGCAUCCUAUUCUCCUACCUCACUUUACCCCCCAUCCUCAGAGCUGUGGUUCCAAAAAUCUUUUUUGAGGAGCUAAAGGGAGAUAAUAUAGUUUGUAUAAUUUCCAUGCUAAUGAAGGGUGUAAUCCUUACCAAAGAGAGACUAAAACUGUCUUCCUAUUUUAUCUGUUGGUUGGAGAGAAGGCUUUGGAGUUUUUGUUGUGGGAGUUGGUUUGAUCCCUGUAUUAUAAUGAGUUAAGUUUGAAACUGUCAUAUCCUAGAAGACAUAAAUUUUAUGUGAUUAAAAAAAUGCAAGAAUUUUUUUUCUGGAGAGAUGGUUUAGCAGUUAAGAGCAUUAACUACUCUUGCAGGGGCCCUAGGUCUGAUUCUUAUCAGCCACAUGGUAGUUCACAAAAAUCCAUAACUGCAGUUUCUAAGGUUCUAAUGAUCUUUUCUGACAUCUGCAGACACCAGACAUGCAUGUGGGGCAUGCACAUACAUAUGGAAGCAAAGCAUCCAUGCACCUAAACUAAAUACAUUUUUUAAAAUGUCAGUGUAAGAAUCUAAGCAAGAAAAAUAUGACUCUGCCAACCCAACCAAUGGCCCCAGAAAGGACCAGAGUGAGGAAAACCAUAGCUAUGCUUGUGUAAAUUGUUAUGGAUAUAAUCCUUGAAACUGUUAAAAACAACAACAAAAAACCCACAAACAAAAAAAUACCCAAAUGGUGGUUAUGCAUUAAAAUCAUGGCAAAAUGCAAAAGAACAAUUUUUUAGAAAAAAAAAAAAUCUAGUAGUGGAAUGGAUUAAAGGGAAGAUAGCAUGGGACUGUAUCCAUUGAGUACCAACUGUGCCAAAAGAAAAAAAUAAAAUAAAAAACCAAAACAUAAGGUUAUAAGUACUGAUAGAUUUGUAAUAGAGUUUAUCUUUUCCUUUGUGAAGUUAAAGCAUCCUGUUUGUUUUCUAAAGAGAUCGUUUAAGUCCUUCAUCCUUUGAGUGACUUCUAGGUGUAGGUGGCCUUGUCUCUAAGGUUCUUGAGGCUGUGGAGACUUGUGCCUUAUGGACACUGGUAUCCUUAGAGUAACCUCUACAGUCUACAUCCUGUCUCCAAACAUCCAGUGCCCUUUUUAGCCAAGUGUCAGACACAGUGUAAUGUCUCUGUCCUGUAUCUUCUGAGAAAUAAGAUUCUAGCAAUGUGCUGAGUUGUAACCAAAAUAAGAGAGACUUUCCUUUUUUGGUAAGACUUAAUAGUAUGUCCUUUUUAUAACAUACAGGGAAAGUACACCCACUCUGAUGUUACUGCUUGAUGGUAUUAUAACUCCUAUAAUUUUCAUUAUGGAAAGGAAGUUCAAUUUAAAGAUCUUUGGCAAACAUAACCAUCAUUCUAGAUGUAUCUCAGCCUUACCUGAAAUCUUACAUUCAUCAAUCACUUGUACACUAAGAACAAUCCUAUGAAGGAAUCAGUCCAACAGAAGAAUUUUUUUUAUUUUUUAUUUUUUUUAUCAAGCCCGAGCUGUCCUAGAUUUGCUUUGUAGACCAAGCUGGUCUCAAACUCACAGAGAUCUGCCUACUUCUGCCUCCCUGAGUGCAGUGAUUACAGGCAUGCACCACAUGGCUCAACAGAAGAAUUCUUAACUCAACAUUCAGAAAAUUGGAUCAACAUAAAUCAUUUUGAUGCUGUUUUAUUUUUGUUUACCUUGAUUUAAAAAAUGAAAUAAAAUUUUAAUCUUUCUCAGAACUGAUUUUGGAAGAAAAUCUGUGAAUCCAGUAUAAGAUUUAGUAGCUUAAUAGAGCUUUUGUUUUGUGACACCAAUUAUUGUUGUUCAUCUUAUAUAUACAAGUAGCAUUUUAAAGUUUCAUGAAACAUUUGUUAGGCAAAAAGUAUAAUUUUAAUAAGUUCAGGGAGUUAAUGGUCCCUAUUUAUUAUAAGGCAGUGUGUACUUAUUAGGCCUUUUUACGUAUCUCUUAGACAUUCAUGUUUACUUACAUGUUUUAAAUUAGGAUGGCAGUUGGGUGGAGUGAUAGCUCAGCAAUUAGGAACACUUGUUGCACUUGCAGAGGACCUGGGUUCAAUUCCCAGCACCCAGAGGUGGCUCACAACCAUUCAUAACUCCAGUUCCAGGGCAUACAAUGCUCUCUUCUGACCUCUGAGGGCACCAGUCAUAAAUGUGGUGCAUACAUAUACAUGCAGACAAAACACUCAUACACAUAAAAUAAAACUUGAAAGAAAUUAAGCAUGCUAAGAGAAAAACAUAAUAAAGUAGGGUUUUCUUAAAUGUAUGAAUGAAAUAGCCACAUACUUUUGUCAUUUAGUUCUUUCUGAAUGUAAAAUUAUGAUGAUUACAUGAAAACAGUUACCAUGAACAGACAUGACACAAUUAGAGCAGGUUUCAGGCAGCAAAUAGAACUCAUACGGAAGAAUUCAGACUCCCUCGUUGAGGUGGUGAAAGGUCUAGUGAGAGGAGAAAGCGUCAAGGUAAAGAAGUUAGAUAGGAUGGGAGUUUUUAGGAUGGGGUCUCUUCUCUUUAGGCUUUAUCCUAAAAUAGACUGCAACAGUUCUUUUCUUUGAUAGAGAAAAAACACAACCUGAGAACGCUUAAGGGUUUUUUUUGUUUGUUUGUUUUGAGAAUUCGUCUUUAGUUCUUAUACAAUUUUAAAGUUUUUUAUUAAUUUUUUUACUAAUUUUAACAUUUAUUUACCUUAGAUAUAGUUUUAAAACUCUCAUUAAUUAUAAAUUAAAAUUUCAGUUUUUUCUUUAGAUGUUUUAAAACUUCAAUUAAAGUAGGCUAUCCAUUUGUGA
Meriones unguiculatus (Mongolian gerbil) is the source of this 5883-nucleotide messenger RNA. It is a transcript of the gene Acer3, whose product is annotated as alkaline ceramidase 3. The record is from RefSeq and is a predicted model, not a curated record. The coding region runs from base 123 to 926 and encodes 267 amino acids. NCBI's taxonomy places the organism in Eukaryota, Metazoa, Chordata, Mammalia, Rodentia, Muridae. The transcript is spliced from 11 exons. Gene Ontology annotation, biological process: phytosphingosine biosynthetic process; ceramide metabolic process. Gene Ontology annotation, cellular component: endoplasmic reticulum membrane.